Messenger RNA from Colletotrichum higginsianum IMI 349063, 1416 nucleotides. Its product is annotated as TBC domain-containing protein. The record is from RefSeq and is a predicted model, not a curated record. The transcript has 3 exons. Gene Ontology annotation, cellular component: mitotic spindle pole body. Lineage: Eukaryota; Fungi; Ascomycota; Sordariomycetes; Glomerellales; Glomerellaceae. Gene Ontology annotation, molecular function: GTPase activator activity. The coding region runs from base 1 to 1416 and encodes 471 amino acids. Gene Ontology annotation, biological process: negative regulation of septation initiation signaling; activation of GTPase activity.
AUGCCGCAGAGUCCAACAGGAGAUCCAUUCGCCGCUCCGGCGCACGCCUUUGUGCAAUCACAAGCCAAGACCACCGAAUUGCUCCCACCACCCUCGCCGCGAACGCACCGUCUGCGCAAACUGCAGUCGGCACACAACCUGGGUUCGAAGGCCGCUCUUCAACUGCAGCCCCAGCAUCAACCCUCAUUGAUUGCGCAGCAGCGCCUGACACAACGCAACAUCUCGCCCACUCGUCGCGAUCCGAGUGCAUCUUCCACAGUGACCCGACAUACGCGAGGACGAUCCAACAGCGAUGCGCCGGCUCCAGUGGCGCACCACAUGACCGCCCUGGCCUCCAGCAAGCGCAGCAUGAUGGGUAUCAAUCCCAAGUACGCGACCAUGUCUCUUCAGCAACUCAUAAAGGAAGGACCGCCUGACGGGGACACUGUCGAGGCCCUGGGCAUGGCCCGCCGUAAGGUGCUGAGUGAGGGCAUCAAGAGCGACAGCGAUGGCAUGUCAACGCUACGUAUCUAUGUCUGGCUGAUCCUGCUGGACACUCCCGUACUCCCGACCGACGACUACCUUGGCCUCAUCCAUCGCGGAGCCUCCCCGGCCUACUCCAAGAUUCGCAACGACACGUUCCGCACUCUCACGACCGAUCCCCUUUUUAGAAGACGUGUUAGCGAGGCCAGCCUGAUUCGCCUCCUCAAUGCCGUGGCCUGGCGUCUACAUGAUUUGCGAGAGGAGCAGCGGAGGGAACGGCCGAGCACGGGCAGAAGCUCAAUUUCGCAGGACAGCUCGACAUCGACGGCGACAGCCCACUCGCAGAACCCGGCCUCGUCACCGGGCGCGAGGAACCGAGCAAGAGCUCUGACCUUGACGACGGAAGGUUCCGAGACCAGCCAUGCGGGGGAACCGGGUACGUACGUUCAGGGAAUGAACGUUCUAGCCGCCCCAUUCCUAUACGCGGCAAGGAGCGAGUCCGAGGCCUUCAUCGCAUUCUACACCUUGCUGACACGCGAGUGCCCUGGCUACAUCCGCGGCGCCAUGGAUGGCGUACACAAGGGUUUGGCUUUGGUUGACAAGGUACUCGCCACUGUCGACUCCAAGCUCAGCGGGUACCUCCACUCCAAGGGUCUGACGGCCGAGAUCUACGCAUUCCCUUCUGUUCUCACAUUGUGCGCUUGCACCCCGCCGUUGCCCGAGGUGCUUCGCUUGUGGGACUUUCUCUUUGCUUACGGGCCUCAUCUAAAUAUUCUAUGUAUCGUCGCCCAGUUGAUGGGCAUGCGUGAUCAACUGAUGAGCUCUCCAAGCCCUAACAAGCUGCUCCGCUCAUUCCCUUCGCUGCAGGCCGAUAAGGUCAUUGAGCGCACGCUCUGGAUCAUAGAGAGAAUACCAGACGACACCUACGCGGCUAUCGUAGUGCACGCCCACUGA